CGUGUCUUAGCGUCACACGAGUGAUAAGUUUUGGCUUGAAGUUGGUCUUCAAUCAAAACAACCCAUCCAUAAAAAUUCCAGCAUUUGUAGAAAGCACUACAACCGAUGACAAAGGACCCCGAGAAUCCGAAAACAGCAACUUCAUCCUAUCACCUUUGAAAAUGGAUUCUCCAGGUAGAACCAGUAGCCGACCAGUGAGGCAGACAUGCCCCUUCGGAUACAAAUGCUACAGGAAAAACCCUGUGCACUUCAGUGAGAUGUCUCAUCCUCACUUGGAGGACCUAGUGGAGGAUCAACUGGAAGGCCCAGUACAGCUGCCAGACUCUUUGACCUUCAAAUGCACAGACAGAUCCGUCCUCCUGGACCAGUUGAGGAUCGUCCAGAUGGUCCUGCUCAAGGAAAAGAGAAUUCUCGCAAAUGGUAGACUGUCCUGCUCGCAGCCCACGAGCUCACAGUCCCCCAUUGGAUCUCUUUCAUUCCCCCAGAUCAAGAACUCCCCAGCUCCACGUCUAUCCCACUCCCAAGGUUCCACAAUGUCCUCCACGAAGCAACCCACCCCCUUCGCUCUAACCUCAAAGCUCAUGAACUCCCCAGUCCCUUCGCAAAAACGAGAACGGGAUUCUCCGGACUCCACACAGUCAAAAAAGCACAAGGAAUUUCCUCAAUCCCAGUCUCCCCCCACACCCUCGCAGAGCCCUUCCCCUGCCCCCCAGGGUUCUGCCACCUCUGGCCUCUCCAUAUUCGAGAAAUACAACGCCUGCUCUACCCAGAAGUCUAGGGAAGAAUUCAGAAAAACAGCAAUGCAGCAGAUGAUGAAGCAGAAACAACAGAUCCCCUACCUGGGAUCUAAAGGAGACUUCGACAUGAAGUACGCACUAUCCUCACCCUACUUCGUCUUCCUGCCAGCAGUUCAGGCAUCACCGGAGACCUGGACACAACCCUACUCCAUCACCUUCCCAGAGAUCCUCGACACUAGUCUCGGAGACAUUGAGGAGAGCCUUCAUAUUAAUUUUAUGGUGGACGUUGGAUGGUUGUGUUUGCAGUACUUAUUCGCCUGCCAACCUUCGAAGAUGUUAAUCCUCCUGGGGCAGAGGUGUGACACUGUCCCCCUCCCAGAGAGCAUUAAAGUCGUAAAAAUCGAGCCCCCGUCGAAGUACGGAACUCACCAUUCGAAAAUUUCAGUCCUGAGGUACACGAAUGGCGUUAGAAUAAUUGUUUCGACCGCCAAUUUAUAUGAGGACGAUUGGCAGAACCGAACACAAGCGCUUUGGAUCUCCCCUCACCUUCCGGAGCUCCCAGAAGGCGCCCGGGAGACCGAGGGUGAAUCGAAGACUGGAUUCAAGAGGGAUUUCCUCAGUUAUCUUCAAAAUUAUGGGCCCAACAGAGUUCAGCACUGGUUAGACGUCCUCGAGAAGACUGAUUUCUCGUCGAUCGACGUCUUCUUCCUGGCUUCUGUUCCCGGAACUCAUAAAGAGGAAAACAGGGACCGCUGGGGGCUGAGGAGGCUGGCAAAUCUGCUGUCCUCCCAUGCAGAAAUGCCUGCUGAUGGGGCCAAGUGGCCAGUGGUUGCUCAAAGUUCGAGUAUCGGAAGCCUUGGGCACAAUUUUCAGUCCUGGGUAGGAGAUGAGCUCGUUACUACGCUCUCCAGUGACACCAGGAAGGGGCUCAGAUCCCUUCCAAAUUUCCAAUUUAUUUACCCCACUACUGAGAACUAUAAACGAUCCUUCGAUAUGCAAGUUGGCAGCUGCUGUCUACCUUAUGGGGGUCAACUGCAUGCCAAGCAGAAGUGGAUCAGCAACUACUGCUACCAGUGGAAGUCAUGUAAUAAUAACAGGACUCAAGCGAUGCCACAUGUCAAAUCUUACACGAGAAUUUCCCCGGAUUUCAAGAAGAUCCCCUGGAUUCUUAUCACCAGCGCUAACAUGAGCAAAGCGGCCUGGGGAUGGGGACGGAAGGCUACUAACACGAUUCUCAGUUAUGAGGCUGGAGUUGUCUUCUUUCCAAAAUUUCUGACAAAUUCAACGACAUUCCCCAUUCAAGAGCCUGAUGAAACCGGCACCCCUCCAUUUCCCCUCCCCUAUGAUGUCCCCCUGACACCAUAUGGCCCCAAAGACGCGAUAUUCACAUGCGACUUCUUCAAAGACUGAGUGCUGUCCUCGGCACAUCGAUUAUGUCCCCGGACAUCUAGUCACUCAAGCGAAUAAAAAGUAAAGACGCGUGCAACAUCGCUUCUCGCUGGUGAUUACCAUAAAGAAGACAUCUCUUCAUUCCUGAGUAUCUCCUCAUUAAAACUGAGAUAACAAUCAGUGCUAAAUCAUCAUCACUCUGAAAUAUUUUUCAUAAUUUUCUGUUGAAUAAAAAAAUGAGUAUUUUAGAAACAGUGA
This is a messenger RNA of Diachasmimorpha longicaudata, 2384 nucleotides long. It is a transcript of the gene gkt, whose product is annotated as glaikit. Gene Ontology annotation, biological process: DNA repair. The record is from RefSeq and is a predicted model, not a curated record. Gene Ontology annotation, cellular component: nucleus. Gene Ontology annotation, molecular function: 3'-tyrosyl-DNA phosphodiesterase activity; double-stranded DNA binding; single-stranded DNA binding. The transcript has 6 exons. Lineage: Eukaryota; Metazoa; Arthropoda; Insecta; Hymenoptera; Braconidae. The coding region runs from base 162 to 2147 and encodes 661 amino acids.